Molecule: messenger RNA, 7992 nt
Organism: Phyllopteryx taeniolatus (common seadragon)
Lineage: Eukaryota; Metazoa; Chordata; Actinopteri; Syngnathiformes; Syngnathidae
Gene: col5a1
Product: procollagen, type V, alpha 1
Exons: 67
Coding region: 306-6410 (2034 amino acids)
Molecular function (GO): extracellular matrix structural constituent
Source: RefSeq, a predicted model, not a curated record
UUUUGGGGGGAUGUGGGGGGGCUGCAAAGUGACGGCUGCAGGCGGCUCAGAGGAGCGCAGCAUCUGAGCGGGACCAGACGGCGUGUGUCCAGUCCGGAGGAUCCCCCCACGAAAGCUCGGGACCCUUAUGGCUGCUUGAGAGCCCCCCACCCCUCCCCUCCACCUCAACACUAUUCCUCCCCCAUUCCCCCACUUUUUUUUUUCCUUCCUCUUCUUUUUUCCUGCUCGUCAAGCGAUCACAAGCGGCCGCGGGUCCGACUUGAGUUGAGCUGCGAAGAGCCGUGGUGCACUCAAGGCAGGCGGCCAUGGAUACCCCCAUCAGAUGGAAAGUUAAACGGAGGUUAAGGGACGCCCUGAUCUCCCUGGUUGUCAUUUUGCUUUUUGUCACAUCGCCAGCGAGUUCAGCGGAACCAGCAAACCUCUUGAAGAUUUUAGAUUUUCCCAGUUUACCCGAAGGUGUCACGAAAACAACAGGCUUCUGCUCGAAUCGGCGGUCGUCGCAAGGACCCGACGUGGCCUACCGAGUAUCCAAAGAGGCGCAACUCAGCGCACCCACCAAACAGCUGUAUCCAGGUGAUGUAUUCCCCCGGGACUUUUCCAUCUUGGCCACGGUGAAGCCCAAGAAGGGCAGCCAGUCGUUCCUGUUGUCCGUGUACAACGAGCAGGGAAUCCAGCAACUCGGGCUGGAAAUGGGGCGCUCGCCCGUCUUCCUCUACGAGGACCACACAGGAAAGCCCGGACCAGAGGACUACCCGCUCUUCCGGGGGAUCAACCUGGCUGAUGGAAAGUGGCAUCGAGUGGCCAUCAGUGUCCACAAGCAGACCAUCACCCUCAUUCUGGACUGUAAAAAGAAGAGCGCCCAGAAGCUUCUCCGAUCUGCCCACCCCAUCAUCGACACCAAAGGAAUUAUCGUGUUCGGAACAAGAAUACUUGAUGAAGAAGUCUUUGAGGGAGACAUCCAGCAGCUAAUGAUUGUAGCAGACCACCGCGCCGCCUAUGACUACUGCGAGCACUACAGCCCCGACUGCGAGGUGGCCGUGCCCGACCAGCCGCAAAACCAGGACCCCAACACCGACGACUACAACACAGAGGAGGACAGCUACUAUUAUGAGUACCCCUACUACGAGGAUGUGGACGGAAAGCCCCUCGAGUCAACUUCCGACAACGAGGAGACAACUACUGAAGUCAAGGUGACGGACGGGGGUACCCUGGCGUCCAAAGUGGAGGAGGUCGUGGGAGCCACUGGCACGGGUGGCAAAGUCAUCUCUUCGUCUUCCAGCUCGGGUUCGUCCUCCAGCAGCUCUUCAGCGAGCGCCACUGACGAUGCUGGCGCGUACGAUGGCUACAACACCUACGAGACCUACGAGAACUACUACGACGAGCUGACGCCGUCACCUGAGGCCGACGGCUCUCAGCGCAUCACCAUCACCAGCACUGGCACCGGCGAUAAACUGGACCUGGGAGCAGUGGGAAAGGUUGACCUGGGUGCAGGAAGUGCAGUGGAAACCAGGCUUAUCAGUGGUGGUGGUGGCGGUGGAUCUUCCAUCACCAUUAAUAAAACAACACUUGGAACUGCCUAUGGCGACUACGGAGAUUACGGCGAUGGGGAUUACGGUGUGGACAGCCACGUGACAACCAGUGGAGGCAGCAGCAGCCGUACAGUUAACAUCGGCGGUGGAGGCAGCAGCGGCAGCAGCACCAUCCAUCUUGGCGGUGGGGGCGGCGGCGGCGGCGGCAGCAGCAUCAACCUCGGCGCCGGCAGCAGCGCCGUCGACCUCGGCCUUGCCGGUGGCGCCCUUGACCUGGGCGGCGGCAGCAGCAGUACCAUCGACCUUGGUGGCGGAAGUAGCAGCACCAUCAGGCUGGGCGGCGGAGGCAGCAGCAGCAGCAUAGACCUCGGUCUUGGAGGUGGUAGCAGUAGUGGCACCAUCAACCUGGGCGGUGGUGGUUCCGUGUCAGCGGGAGGCUCUUCCACAGUCGGGGGCGGAUCGGCCAGCGCAGGAGCCGGAGCCGGCGGUUCCAUCGCCACCGGAACCGGCCUGGGCAUUGAGGGUGACGGGGACUACACGGACCUGGACAUCUUCAAAGAGGAGCACAUCAAUAACUAUGACGAUUUGGAUCUGAAUAUUUACGACGACAACUACGACGACCUGGAAUAUCAUGACAAAGGUUCCAAAGUGCUUCCCGCCGAAACCAACGAGUAUUAUGGACAGGUCGAUGGCGUUCGCGGCGAGAAGGGAGAGAAGGGAGAACCGGCUAUCAUCGAACCUGGAAUGCUGGUGGAAGGUCCGCCUGGGCCUGAGGGAUCAGCGGGUCUUCCUGGACCCGCGGGUGCCUCCGGCUCACCGGGCAUUGCUGGAGAAACCGGCGAGAGGGGUCUUCCGGGUCGUCCUGGUCUUCCUGGUGCUGAUGGUCUUCCCGGGCCCCCUGGCACUGUCCUCAUGCUGCCUUUCCGAUUCAGCGCCGGUGGAGACUCCGGGCAGAAGGGCCCCGCCGUGUCAGCUCAGGAGGCCCAGAUGCAGGCCAUCAUGCAGCAGGCCCGGCUGGCGAUGCGCGGAUCGACCGGUCCGAUGGGUCUGACCGGCAGGACCGGCCCGUUGGGUCCUCCUGGUAUCGCGGGACUGAAGGGAGAGUCCGGAGAGGCGGGUCCUCAGGGUCCACGGGGACCAUUGGGAUCAUCUGGGCCUCCUGGAAAGUCCGGCAGAAGGGGUCGCGCCGGAUCUGAUGGCGCCAGGGGAAUGCCAGGCCAAUCUGGACCUAAGGGAGAUCGCGGCUUUGACGGUCUGGCCGGACUUCCUGGCGAAAAAGGACACAGAGGUGAAGCGGGACCCCACGGACCGCCUGGUGCUCCCGGCGAGGAUGGAGAGAGGGGAGAGGACGGAGAGAUCGGACCAAGGGGUCUUCCCGGGGAAUCGGGACCCCGUGGUUUACUGGGACCUAAAGGACCUCAGGGAACUCAGGGACCUCCUGGCGUCACCGGAGCGGACGGCCACUCUGGACCCAAGGGCAACAUCGGACCUCAAGGAGAACCAGGACCUCCUGGUCAGCAAGGCAACCCUGGCGCUCAGGGACUUGCCGGGCCUCAAGGUGCCAUUGGACCUCCCGGAGAUAAGGGUCCAACCGGUAAGCCCGGCUUGCCAGGAAUGCCAGGAGCUGACGGACCACCAGGUCACCCUGGAAAAGAAGGACCUCAUGGAGAGAAGGGACACUUGGGACCCGCCGGCCCUCAAGGACCCAUCGGUUAUCCCGGCCCACGAGGCGUGAAGGGAGCAGACGGCAUUCGCGGCCUGAAAGGAACCAAAGGAGAGAAGGGUGAAGACGGCUUCCUGGGCUUCAAGGGAGACAUGGGUAUCAAGGGUGACAGGGGCGAGUUUGGACCGGCGGGACCCAGAGGAGAAGACGGUCCCGAGGGGCCCAAGGGUCGCUCGGGUCUCCCCGGAGACUCCGGUCCCCUUGGCCCAUCUGGCGAGAAGGGUAAACUCGGAGUGCCCGGCUUGCCCGGAUACCCAGGAAGACAAGGACCAAAGGGAUCGCAAGGCUUCCAAGGCUUCCCUGGUGCUAAUGGAGAGAAAGGAACUCGGGGAACGGCGGGAAAGCCGGGACCGCGUGGCCAGCGAGGACCGACAGGCCCUCGAGGUGAGAGAGGACCAAGGGGACCCACUGGAAAAGCUGGUCCAAAAGGCACCUCAGGGACAGACGGACCACCAGGACCUCUCGGCGAGAGGGGUCUGCCAGGACCUCAGGGACCAACUGGAUUCCCAGGACCGAAGGGCCCACCUGGGCCUGCCGGGAAAGACGGACUUCCCGGACACCCCGGACAGAGAGGAGAGACUGGAUUCCAAGGAAAGACCGGCCCUCCUGGUCCUCCAGGCGUGGUCGGACCCCAGGGACCAACCGGCGAGACUGGACAAAUGGGAGAUCGUGGCCACCCAGGACCCCCAGGUCCACCCGGUGAGCAGGGUCUCCCCGGAGCUGCCGGGAAGGAAGGCGCUAAGGGCGACCCAGGACCCUCUGGCCCAGCCGGAAAGGACGGCCCACCCGGCCCGCGAGGCUUCCCCGGCGAACGAGGCCUGCCCGGCCCUGUGGGGGCUCACGGUCUGAAAGGCAACGAGGGUCCUCACGGCCCACCCGGACCAGCUGGUUCUCCCGGCGAACGUGGUCCUGCUGGCCCUGGCGGACCCACAGGCCUGCCCGGACGCCCCGGCCCCCAGGGACCUCCGGGCCCCGCAGGAGAGAAAGGCGGACCGGGAGAGAAAGGACCUCAAGGGCCAGCUGGAAGAGAUGGUAUUCAGGGACCGGUGGGUCUGCCAGGACCCGGGGGACCCCCCGGACCACCCGGAGAGGACGGAGACAAGGGAGAGCUCGGAGAACCCGGCCAGAAAGGAAGCAAAGGUGACAAAGGCGAACAUGGUCCUCCUGGCCCCACCGGACCACAAGGGCCCGUGGGAGCGCCCGGUCCUGCUGGAGCAGAUGGCGAGCCCGGUCCCAGAGGUCAGCAGGGUCUGUUUGGCCAGAAGGGAGACGAAGGAUCCAGAGGCUUCCCCGGACCCCCGGGCCCAGUUGGGCUGCAAGGCUUGCCCGGUCCACCUGGCGAAAAAGGAGAAACAGGCGAUGUUGGUCAGAUGGGUCCACCCGGCCCGCCUGGACCAAGAGGCCCCUCCGGACCCCCUGGUGCCGACGGACCUCAGGGACCUCCUGGUGGUAUUGGGAACCCCGGUGCUGUUGGCGAGAAAGGAGACGCUGGUGAGACCGGAGAGCCGGGUCUUCAGGGAGACGGCGGUCCACCGGGUCCGAGAGGAGAGCGAGGAGAGAAGGGAGAGGCCGGUCCAGCUGGUACUGCUGGACCACCCGGACCCAAGGGUCCCGCUGGAGAUGACGGUCCCAAAGGAAGCCCUGGUCCGAGCGGUUUCCCUGGUGAUCCAGGUCCCCCCGGAGAGCCCGGUGUAGCUGGCUUAGAUGGCCCACCUGGUGACAAGGGCGACGACGGAGAAGCCGGUCAGGCUGGUUCCCCUGGACCCACUGGAGAGUCAGGUCCCUCUGGACCACCAGGAAAGAGAGGACCACCUGGAGUGACGGGACCGGAGGGAAGACAAGGGGAGAAGGGAACCAAGGGAGAGUCCGGCUUGGAAGGUCCUCAAGGGAAGACCGGUCCCGUUGGACCUCAAGGAUCACCUGGUAAACCUGGUUCUGAAGGUCUGAGGGGAAUCCCUGGCCCUGUCGGGGAGCAAGGUCUACCCGGCGCCCCUGGUCCCGAUGGACCUCCCGGGCCGAUGGGUCCUCCGGGCUUACCUGGUUUGAAAGGAGACUCUGGUAUCAAGGGAGAGAAGGGCCACCCGGGUCUCAUCGGUCUUAUUGGACCACCGGGAGAGCAGGGAGAAAAGGGUGACAGGGGUCUUCCCGGUCCGGCGGGAACUUCUGGUCCCAAAGGAGACAAUGGCAUUGCUGGUCCUUCUGGUCCACUUGGUCCACUUGGUCCGCCUGGAUUACCCGGUCCUGCCGGUCCCAAAGGUGCUAAAGGCUCGUCUGGUCAAACUGGACCAAAGGGAGAGACUGGUUCACCUGGAACUCCAGGCCCACCGGGACCCCCAGGCGACGUCAUCCACCCACUCCCCCUCCAGGCCUCCACCAAGGGCCGCUCACGCAGAAACAUCGACGCUAGCCAGAUGAUGGAUGACGAGGCUGCGGACGCCAACUACAAGGACUACGACGACGGCAUGGAGGAGAUCUUCGGCUCGCUCAACUCGCUCAAGCUGGAGAUCGAGCAGAUGAAGCACCCGCUGGGCACCCAGGCCAACCCUGCCCGCACCUGCAAGGACCUGCAGCUGUGCCACCCGGACUUCCCAGAUGGCGAGUACUGGAUCGAUCCCAACCAGGGCUGCUCCCGGGACUCCUUCAAGGUUUACUGCAACUUCACAGCCGGUGGCGAGAGCUGCAUCUUCCCCGACAAGAAGUCUGAAGGGAGCAAAAUGGCAAAAUGGCCCAAAGACUCACCAGGCACAUGGUAUAGUCACUACAAGAGAGGUUCCCUGCUCUCCUACGUGGACGCCGAGGGCAACCCCAUCGGCGUGGUGCAGAUGACCUUCAUGCGCCUGCUGAGCGCCACCGCCCGCCAGAACCUGACGUACAGCUGCCACCAGUCGGUGGCCUGGCACGAUCAGGAGGGCGACAACUACGACAAGGCCAUUCGCUUCCUGGGCUCCAACGACGAGGAGAUGUCCUUCGACAACAACCCCUACAUCCGAGCCGUGCUGGACGGCUGCGCGUUGAAAAAGGGCUACGACAGGACAGUACUGGAGCUCAACACUCCCAAGGUGGAGCAGGUGCCGUUUGUGGACAUCAUGUUCAACGACUUCGGCGGCCCCACGCAGAAGUUCGGCUUCGAAGUGGGCCCCGUCUGCUUCGUCGGCUAAAGACUGAGCAAAAUAUGGAGGCAAUUUUUCAAAAAACAAAAACAAAAACAAACAACACUUAUUUUUGUUUCUAGGACAAUUCUAUUUGUAAAAAAAGUUUUCUUUUUUUGUUUUGUUUUUUUUCCAUAAAGCAAAAUUCUGUAGGAUGAGAGGAAAUAACCUUGAAACCUCAGCGUGCCUUCUUCUCCUUCACAUGCAAGUUUUGAAAGUGGAUGAUCACACGGUGCCGUUCGCACCGGUGUCAUUCCCCGCCACGGACUCCAUUUCGGCUCCGCCUCCUCCUCCUUCCUGUCGCGCUCGUUCUUCUUUGUUGUCGGGAGCUUUGUUUGUGCAUAAUUGUCCCUCCCCUGCCCUUUUUUUUUUUGUUUGUUUGUUUUUUUUAAUAAAUAUAUAUAAAUAUAUAAAUAUUUUUUAUGUUUGUAAGUACAUUCUGUAUAUUGAUCCUGGUGUUUGUUUUAUUGCUCUACUGGCUUCAAAACGUGCAUGGGACUCAAUUGACUGGGCGGACGUGCCGAUGACAUCAUCAUCAUCAACGAAGAGGAAAUUCGACGUGUUAAAAAAGACAUCAAACAAGGGACUUAAAAAAACAAAAAAACAAUCGGGAUUCUUGUUCGUGUGAAUGGAAAUGAAAGAAGCUCGACUGAUUUGAAACAAGCAAACAAAAAAAAAACAAAAAAAAAAAAGGAAAUCGAAUGACUCCACCCGAAAAUCGGAAGAACUUCGGUGCUAUUUUCUCUUCUGUGGUGCUACAUACACUUUGCUGCGUAUUGUACGUUUUGUUUUUUGUUUUUCUCAACACAGCCAUCUGUUUGAAUUUCGGGAACAAAUUGGAGGGACGAGAAAUAAACCAAAGAGCAUUUUCUGUUUUUUUUUUCGAGUUGCUGUUGUGAAGAAAAACCAUGCCAAAAAAAAAAAAAAAAGAGAGAGCUUUAAAGUCAACGCUUUGUUUGGGAAAGGUGCUUUUUUUCCUUCUUCUGAAACAGGUUUUUAUUUUAAUAAUAAUAAAUGUUCAACCUAUGCACUCUUUUACGCUUAUGACCACUACUAUCUUACCACAGAAUUUUCUACAGCCCUUCACAGACAUUUUUCUUCCCGUUCAUGUGUUUUGCUCAUUGUUAAAAUAUAAUAAAAACCGAAUAAACAAAUAUGUGACUUGAACAAUUUCUCCAUAUGCUUUGUAGAUGUUUUCACUAUAAAACGGACGCAUUUCCUGUUUGUUUUCCAGAAGCAGCCAUUGUUCUGAUUUUAUUUUUAACUUUUUUUUUUUGUCUGUCUGUUUGUCAAGCCUGUGUACGGACAAAAAAAAAAAAAAAAAAAAAAAAAAAAAAAAGGAGUAGAAGAACCAUUAGGUUUUUUUUCCCUCUUGAUUUUUUUUUUUUUGGUUUUGUUUUCAAAAUGUCAAUAAAUCCAAGUUUACUGUGGCCAUCCACUCCUUUGUAUGUCUUUUGAAGCAUUAAAACUCAUCUGUAUGCAUGAAAUGGUUAUGUUUGCUCUCUUGUUGUCGUCACCCUAAUAUAUUUAUUGUAUUAUUUAAUAAACCAAAUAAAAAAUAUACUUCUCAAAUGCAAGUGUAAAGAAGCCA